Messenger RNA from Hypoxylon fragiforme, 1126 nucleotides. RefSeq lists its product as uncharacterized. The record is from RefSeq and is a predicted model, not a curated record. NCBI's taxonomy places the organism in Eukaryota, Fungi, Ascomycota, Sordariomycetes, Xylariales, Hypoxylaceae. Bases 1 to 996 code for a protein of 331 amino acids. The transcript has 5 exons.
AUGAAGUUGCUCUCAGCCAUCGCGCUCAUCGCGUCCGUCCAAGCCGGACUGCGCUUCCCGUGCUCAACCCUGACGAUCCAGCGUCUCGACCCCGUCGUGCAGCCCGGCAUCAGCCCCUCCGCCCACGUCCACCACAUCGUCGGCGGCAAUGCCUUCAACGCCACCAUGACGGGCGACGUCGGCGCCAGGGCCACCUGCACCACCUGCCAGAUGUCGGAGGACUUCUCCAACUACUGGACCGCCCACUUGUACUUCAAGCACCCCACGAACGGCUCCUACCACCGCGUGCCCGUCGUGCCUGUGCAGCCCCUCCUGGGAGGCUCGAAUGGCGCACAGGGUGGCCUCACGGUCUACUACACCCAGUUCGACCUGAGCCGCGACAACCUCGCCCAGCAGCCUAUCAUGGCGUUUAAGCCGGGGUUCCGCAUGACUGUCGGCAGCCCAACCGCCACGUCCCGAUCGCACGUCGGGCUCAACUACCAAUGCCUGACGGGAGGCAGCCGAGGUGCCUUGCAGGCGACUAUUCCUGACAAGCCGUGCUCGGGCGGCAUCUUCACCAGCCACCACUUCCCCGCAUGCUGGGACGGCAAGAACCUCGACAGCGCGGACCACCAGUCUCACAUGUACAACACCGUCGACACGGACUACUUCAACAACGCGCCCAAGUGCCCGUCUUCGCACCCCAUCCGCGUCCCCCAAGUGACCUUCGAGACAACCUGGGACACGACCAAGUUCAACAGCCUGUGGCCGUCGGGGGCGCCGAACCCGUUCGUGUGGAGCUUCGAGGGCAGCAGCUACGGGACGCACGCGGACUACAUGUUCGGCUGGAAGGACGACUCGCUGCAGCGCGCCAUGGACAAGUCCGAGUGCUUCUACGACGGCUGCGGCUCCAUCCAGAAGCAGGCCAUGUCCGUCGCCAACCAGUGCAAGAUCCCCGACAUGGUGGGCGAGGAGACGGAUGGUUGGCUCGACAGCUUGCCAGGCACGAUGGCGUAAGCAGUAGGUAGGUCUACGGGGAGAUAAGUAGGUUGUUUGGGUUGUAGGUGGCGCUGUGCAUAGCAACGCUUUUCCACUAGGUAUGAGGCUAUUUUAAGGGGUUGGGGUUCAGGUUGGAUUUACUGGUAGC